CUGCUUGCUGCGUCACUUAUAUAGGAAAUAGCCGGUUUGUGAGAGGGAGACGCAAGUAUUUCGCGCUCGUUUUUACCGAGACAAGGGUAGUCGGAAUCGUAGCGUGAAUCGUGAGUGAGCGAGAACAAUACAUCGUUUACUUCUCGCUCGUGUUUUCGAUCAUUUUCGUAUAAAUAGAAGCAGCAAUGUUGCUUUUGGCAUUAGUUUAUUUGUGACGUUCGUGCAGUGAGAAGUGAAAAAUAAUAAGUGAAAAAUGACUGGUCGCGGCAAAGGUGGCAAAGGCUUGGGUAAAGGAGGCGCUAAGCGUCAUCGCAAAGUGUUACGUGAUAACAUCCAAGGUAUUACCAAGCCAGCUAUUCGUCGCUUGGCUCGCCGUGGCGGCGUGAAGCGUAUCUCUGGACUUAUUUAUGAGGAGACACGUGGUGUGCUAAAGGUAUUCUUGGAAAAUGUUAUUCGUGAUGCCGUCACCUACACCGAGCACGCUAAGAGGAAAACUGUCACAGCCAUGGAUGUUGUUUAUGCGCUAAAGAGACAAGGUCGCACUUUGUACGGCUUUGGCGGUUAAUCAAUUAACAAUUUGUAAAAUACCAAUCGGUCCUUUUCAGGACCACCAACAAUCUUAUCAAGAGAGAUGCAGAAAUAUGCUCAACAAUAUGAAAUGAAUAUUGUAAGCAAAUAUAAUUUUUGGGGGCACUGCGGAGAAA
Drosophila busckii is the source of this 704-nucleotide messenger RNA. Its product is annotated as histone H4. Lineage: Eukaryota; Metazoa; Arthropoda; Insecta; Diptera; Drosophilidae. Gene Ontology annotation, biological process: nucleosome assembly. The transcript has a single exon. The record is from RefSeq and is a predicted model, not a curated record. Bases 254 to 565 code for a protein of 103 amino acids. Gene Ontology annotation, molecular function: DNA binding; structural constituent of chromatin; protein heterodimerization activity. Gene Ontology annotation, cellular component: nucleosome.